Molecule: messenger RNA, 681 nt
Organism: Parascedosporium putredinis
Lineage: Eukaryota; Fungi; Ascomycota; Sordariomycetes; Microascales; Microascaceae
Source: the annotation of a GenBank genome assembly
AUGGUGAAGCCCCUCGUCUUCAAGGGCGACAAGAAGCCCAAGAAGCGGAAGCGCACCGAUGACUCGCGCGAUGGCGACCCUUCGACCAAGAACUCCCGCCAAGAGGAUGCCUCUGCCCCCGGCGCCGAAGGCGUCGAAAACGACGAUAGCUGGGUCUCGGCCGAGGCCGUCGCUGACGUCUCCGGCCCCGUUAUGAUUGUUCUACCGACAAGCCCCCAUCAGCCUUGGCCUGUGAUGCCAACGGCAAGGUUCUUGAGCUGCGAUAAGCACGGGGUUCUCUCUGCAACAACGGAAGCCGUGUCCCCUCUGGAAUCCUUCAUCCUCGUUGUGACGGAGAGCGCCGAGUUCCAGAUCCAGACGCUUGCGGGCAAGCUCCUCUCCGCGAAUCCUCCGCCGGCCUCCAAGCCCAACGCCCAAGCCGAACUCCGAGGCGAUGCUGAAACGGACGCGCCAAACACGACGAUGCGCAUACGCAUGCAGGCGCGCUUUAAGCCGCGCAUAAAAGAGUUGAAGGCCGGCAAGGCCAAGGAGAAGAUUUCUAGGCAGGAGCUCGAGGCGGCCGUGGGUAGGAGAUUGGAAGAGGAUGAGGUGAAGAGGUUGAAGCGGGCGAGGAGGGAAGGGGACUACCACGAGCAGCUCCUCGUGCUCAAGGUGAAAGGAAAGCACGACAAAUACAGCUAA